Plasmodium malariae is the source of this 579-nucleotide messenger RNA. RefSeq names its product ADP-ribosylation factor, putative. Lineage: Eukaryota; Apicomplexa; Aconoidasida; Haemosporida; Plasmodiidae. Gene Ontology annotation, cellular component: microtubule cytoskeleton; cytoplasm. Gene Ontology annotation, molecular function: GTP binding; GTPase activity. The transcript is spliced from 5 exons. Bases 1 to 579 code for a protein of 192 amino acids. The record is from RefSeq and is a predicted model, not a curated record.
AUGAUGGGUAAUGCAAUAUCAUCAAUUUUUAGAGAUUGCUGUAAUAAAUUUUUUAAUAAAAAAAUAAUUUUUCAAAUAAGAAUUUGUGGUCCUGCGCAAAGUGGAAAGACAACAUUUGUCAAGUAUUUAUUGCACAAUAAGUUUUUGAAAGUAAAGCCAACCGAAGGUCUUUUUGUUGAAAAAAUAGACUUUGAAGAAUUUUCGAUCAUCAUAUGGGAUUCUCGAUAUAGCAUAGAAGAUGAUGCGUCUAUUAACAGGCUAGAUAUGGAUGCCGUUAUCUAUUUCAUCGAUUUGUCAGAUCAUGGAAGACUAAAAAUAGCGAGAAAAGGAUUUUAUAAAAUACUACAAGAUUAUAAUCAUAUAGAAGACUUUUUAAUAAUAGCAAGUAAACAAGACAAAAAAAAUUGUAUGUUACUACAACAUGUUAGGAGUGAGCUAAAGCUUGAUCAAAUUGUCGAUAGAAAUUGCCAUUUGGUAGAAUGCUCAUCCAAAACAGGGCUUGGAGUAGAAACCUCGAUGAACUGGUUGUUUAAUCAGCUGAUGAUGAGAAGACGAAAAAAUUUGUGUUUUAUUAAAUGA